This is a messenger RNA of Penicillium samsonianum, 1872 nucleotides long. Its product is annotated as transcription factor TFIIIB subunit BDP1. Gene Ontology annotation, biological process: RNA polymerase III preinitiation complex assembly. The coding region runs from base 1 to 1872 and encodes 623 amino acids. Gene Ontology annotation, cellular component: transcription factor TFIIIB complex. Lineage: Eukaryota; Fungi; Ascomycota; Eurotiomycetes; Eurotiales; Aspergillaceae. The transcript is spliced from 2 exons. The record is from RefSeq and is a predicted model, not a curated record. Gene Ontology annotation, molecular function: TFIIIC-class transcription factor complex binding.
AUGAAGUCGUUUUCCAGUUCUGCAAUCAAUAAAACCGGGAAAAAAUUCGCCCCGAAGGCUCCUGUCCGCCGUGCGCCUGCCGCCGCGCCCGCGAGACGACCUAGUGUUGUUCAACAGUCGCCAGCCGAGCCUGUUCAGGAAGACAAAGCUAAAGAUGUAGCUGUCUCUGAUCUAACGCCUUCUGUGGCUGCUGAGCUGGAAUCACGGGCAGUCACAGAGGCCUCACCCGCAUCAGUCGUUGCGUCUACCACGGAACAAACAGCCAUUGCUUUGAAUUCUGCACCUACUCCUCCGAUUGUUACUCCUACCAACGCCUCCAUCGAUCCCAUUUCCACUCAGAUCGUCACACCUACCGCUACACCUAUCGCCAAGCCGACUCCGAUCCCCAAGCCGACUGCAAUCUCAAAACCAACUCCCAUCUCAAAGCCAACUCCCACCCCAAAGCCGGCUGCGAUUCCUCUCCCACGGAAACGCAAAGCAUCCAUCUCUAUAUCGCAACCUGCACCUGUCUUGACUGCCCCGCCUACCUCUCCUUCCGCUCAACCCACCCCAUCUCCCGCCAUUGUCCCAACUAGUGAGGCACAACCUCCAUCCUCUGGGGAUCAUGGACCAGAGACGGCUCUUUUAGAAUACGCCAGGAUUGAAACAGCGCGGGCCGCUGAAAACCUUGUAGAUUCAAAUGAAGCUCUACCCCAAUCUCAACCUGAAAUCGAACAAACUGCCCCAAUCGAGGGUCGACCAGCAAAACGCGCUCGAACUUUAUCAACUACAGCUACUCCGGUCGCAGCUCGAAAGAAAUCCGUAUCCACAGCGGCAAGCCGUCGAGGCUCUCAGUCGAUCGUGCCUACCAUCGAAGAUUCAAGCGCGACACCCGUUGAAUCCAACAUUUCGACUCCGGAUCCAACAAAGCCAAAGAAGCGAAAGUACUCGAAGGCCGGUACAUCGGAUCCUGAGGGUAGCGAGAAACCAAGGCGCACUCGCAAGAAGCGUGAACCCACCCCGGAAGGCGCAGAGACCGUAGAAAUCUUGCCGAAUGUUGUGAAAAUGUCCGAGCUUUGCAAAGAUCUCAGAACUGGAAAGAAGUCCAAGCGUGAGACAGAGCUACGCAAGAUUGAUAAGGCGGAAGAAGAACAGAAGAAGCAGGGCGGAACCCCUGGGCUAGGAACAGGAACGCCCGUCAAGCAAACUGAUGGCGAACAAGAGAAAACCGAACAACCGGUCGAUUGGAAACCCCAAAGUGGCCCCAUUAUGCGAAUCGUUAACGGCGAGAUCGUGCUGGAUAAUACCUCCCUGCAGGUCGAUCGUCAUGCAGAUGCGGCCCGAGCCGCCGGCGACCUCGAAGAUGUGGUGGAAAGCUCGUUCACCCGAAAGAUCAAUCAGGCCUCGUACGGCAAGCGUACAAAGACCGAAACAUGGGAUGAAGAGAUGACAGAUCUGUUUUAUCGCGGGCUCCGCAUGUUCGGUACCGAUUUCAUGGUUAUCAGCAAAAUGUUCCCGGGCCGAUCUCGUCGUCAGAUCAAGUUGAAGUUCAACAACGAAGAGCGCCGUGAUCCGCAACGAAUCAAGGAUACUCUGAUGGGCCCGUCUGAGACCAUCGACAUCGCAACCUACUCAGAGAUGACGAACACUGUUUACGAUGAUCCCAAAAUUGUUCAGCAAGAACUUGACGAUGAAAAGAAACGGAUCGAGGACCAGCACGCUAAGGAGAAAGAAAUGCAACAGGAAAUGCUGCACAACCCGACUGGUGAUGCCAAGGAUGACAAGAACGACAAGGCGGUUCUCAAGAAGUCGCGCAAGAAGGCGGCUGUGAAGAACCAGGGAGGUGGAACAGAGGAGGUUCUGGGAUCAAUAGAUGACUUUCCCAUGGCUUAA